CCCUGCCAGACAGCCAUAAUGAACGUCGGGUGGAAGUUAAUGACCGUGGUGGUGAUUGCGAUGAGUGGCGUGCAAGCGUCUAACACGACGUGUCGCACGCCCCCCACCGCCCCCAACUACGUCAACGCUCUGUACGAGGGACACUGGUUCGAGAUGGGCAGGUCUCAGACGCCUGGAGGAGCUGCCUUGCAGGUUGGUUGCAUGUGCGACGUCUCUGACUUCGUGACGGACGAGCCUGUGCAGGGCAACGGCACCAUCUCUUACGUAUGCCGGCGCUUCUCGCCUCAGGCCGACCCUGUCUUUGCCAAUGCUACUCUGGUCGACACCGGCAAUCCCGGCGAAUUCAAGCAGGUUUAUCCAUACCCUAAUUCCAGACCUCUCAACUACUACGUGAUUUACAUCGAUGAGGACUCGGCCGUGGAGUACGACUGCGACACUAAUGACAACGGAGUGACGAACUACUGCGUGCACAUCCUCUCGCGCACCGCAACCAUUGCGGCUGACAAGGAAGCGGCCCUCCUGCAAUAUGCUGAGGAUUUGGGGCUCAACCCUGACGGCAUAGAGUACAACCCCGUGCAGCAGGAGGGCUGCUGGUGAAGCUGUGAGCCUAUAACAGGGUUGUGUAUGUCAACGCUGGCAGUCAAAGACCGGCUUUUUUAUUUUCUGCUGUAAAUGGAAGUAUACAACGUUGCACUCAGCGCCA
This is a messenger RNA of Hyalella azteca, 703 nucleotides long. RefSeq lists its product as uncharacterized. Bases 19 to 597 code for a protein of 192 amino acids. The transcript has 6 exons. NCBI's taxonomy places the organism in Eukaryota, Metazoa, Arthropoda, Malacostraca, Amphipoda, Hyalellidae. The record is from RefSeq and is a predicted model, not a curated record.